AAACACUAUCAAUCAACAGGGGAGAAACACAGACAGAUGUGCGGCUCGAUCGGCGCUGAGAUUUUGUGAUUUUACCCAGAUGUGAGGGAGAGUGAUGGAGAGACUUCAGUCUGACUUGGACUGCUGAGGUGCUUCCACCACUUUAAUGCAGAGACAAAUGGGAAGUCUGAAGGAGGAGAUGAGAGGUCUCAGAGAGGACCAGAAGCCGUGCGAGAAGACGGAGGAUGGAGAGCGUCCAGGCGGCUCAGAUGGCGGCACUGAGCCUGAGGGACCUCAGACAAACACGAGUGAAGAGUCAACAACUCAUCAGCCAAAACUUCCCAUGAAUGAAAGAAACGUUGAAGAGAGAGACACGAAUGCCAAACCCAAAGAUCAAGAGCUUUCAGAUGGAGGUGUUGUCAAAGACUCGAUGCAGACGAACGCCAUCCCUCUGACACAACAGCCUGAAGAUGAUAACACAACAACUGAACAUAACGACACGACAAUCUCUCAGAAGUUCCAAAGUGCUGGAGAUGGGGGAAUUCAGGAGGAGACAUCUAAGGAUCAAAACGUGGGUCCUGACAGAGAAAAGGUGGCUGAUAUUGAGAAUAUAUCGGUGCCUGUGCCAGUGACUCCGGGCCCUUCAGACCCUCGGUCCCCCGCUCCCCCCGGCCAGCAGCACAUGCGCACACAGGUCAGCCUGGAGGUGGUCCAGUGCCGCUCCGCAGCCACCAGCCCCAUGACCCCCCCUGAGGACGGCCAGUCCUUCUUCUUCCCCAGCUCCUUUGGGAAGCUGGGAGCUGUGGGCGCUGAGCUUCAGGUGGGGCAGCUGGUGGAGUUGUGCUCUGUGGCCACAUCCCCCAUGACCCCAAAGACGCCCUCCACCACGGCUUUUCCAGAGCUGAUCGGGAGGGAGACGGUGCAGAAAGAUCAGAACGAGAAAAAGGUGCAAAGGGAGAGUGGCCAAGAGUGUUUCCCCACGACACAAAGUCUGGAAGAGGCCGAGUCAGAGAUAACUGGAGCUCUCAAAUUAACCACAUCACAGGAGCAGAGAGAGAGCGCCAGGUUAUCGGUUUCACAAGUAACUAUGGAGGAUAGUAAACAGCAGUGUAAACAGCAGAGGAUGGGAAGUAUGGAUCAAGACAUUACAAUCCUGGUGACCCACUAUGGCAGCAAUGAGGGGGAAGAGGAGGAGAAGGCCGAGUCAUCUUGUUAUCCCAUCGAGACAGAGAUGGUCAAGAUAGACGAAUUUGAGGAAGAGCGAGAAAACAACGGUGAUUUAAAGGGUCAACCAAAGCAAAUGGAAGAAACCUGCGUUCCUGCAUGCGAAGUUCCAAAAACAGACGUGACAGCUGAACAUUCAGAGGUGGAGGAAAACAAAGGUGCAUGUGGAGAGUUGAGAGGAGAGACAAAGCCUCCUGUCCCUGAAUCUCCUGCUCCCUUCGGCUGCCACAACAUCCGCACCCAGGUCAGCCUGGAGGUGGUGCAGUGCCAGUCUGUGGCCACCAGCCCCAUGACCCCUCCUGAAGGGGACCAGGCCUUCUUCUUCCCUAGCUCUUUGGGAAAGAGUGAAGGUGUAGGCACCGGGACUGAAGAGGCGGAGCUCCGUCAGCCGGUGGAGUAUCGCUCCGUGGCCACAGCACCUAUGACCCCCAGAACACCGACCACCAUGAGCUUUCCUGAGAUCAGGAAGGAUGCAAGCGUUGAGAAGAUAGUUGAGGUCAAAGAGGAGGUGGUGGAGGAGGUCAAAGUGGAGGUGGUGGUGGAGGACAAAGUGGAGGUGGUGGUGGAGGUCAAAGUGGAGGUGGAGGACAAAGUGGAGGUGGUGGUGGAGGUCAAAGAGGAGGAGGUCAAAGUGGAGGUGGUGGUGGAGGACAAAGUGGAGGUGGUGGAGGAGGUCAAAGUGGUGGUGGCGGACAAAAAGGAGGUGGUGGAGGAGGUCAAAGAGGAGGUGGUGGACAAAGUGGAGGUGGUGGUGGAGAGGAGGUGGUGGUGA
Messenger RNA from Trematomus bernacchii (emerald rockcod), 1975 nucleotides. RefSeq names its product neurofilament medium polypeptide-like. The transcript has 3 exons. Gene Ontology annotation, cellular component: plasma membrane. Bases 146 to 1975 code for a protein of 609 amino acids. NCBI's taxonomy places the organism in Eukaryota, Metazoa, Chordata, Actinopteri, Perciformes, Nototheniidae. Gene Ontology annotation, biological process: neuron projection development. The record is from RefSeq and is a predicted model, not a curated record.